Messenger RNA from Trichomonas vaginalis G3, 558 nucleotides. RefSeq names its product organellar and viral DNA polymerase type B. The record is from RefSeq and is a predicted model, not a curated record. Lineage: Eukaryota; Parabasalia; Trichomonadida; Trichomonadidae. Bases 1 to 558 code for a protein of 185 amino acids. The transcript has a single exon.
AUGGACAAAGAUUGCGACAUGGUUUAUAAAAAUAUUUCUGACCUUUACAAAUCCGAAGAAUUUAAGACAUACGAUAACUUUGUUUCAUUAGUUGCAAAAUGUGUAUGGCAGAUAAGAGAUAAAGAUAGAAGAGGUAAAAUAUGGAAUGAACAGAUAAAACCAGCAGCUUUUGAGUUAAAGAAAACCAUUGACGCCUUAGUUGUUCUAGCUGGUAAUGUUUCAAUGUAUAACGCAAAAACGAUGCCGCAAUGUUCAAAAUGUAAAGCAGCAAUAAGAAAAUAUAACUACUCAGUCAAAGAGAUAGAAAGAAUGCGAAACGACUAUGCAGACUUAAAGAAAGAAGCAGAAAAACCAGCAGAAAAUAAAAUGGAUAUGUUGACAUUUCUUAAUAAAAACUAUCCAACAGCAGAAGAUUUCCUUCUAUCUGAUGUCAAGAAGAAGUAUAAAGAAACCUUCGGCAUUGUUAAAACUUUUGAUAUCCUCAGCGAAGAAAUAGAAGCUACGAAAUUGUUUAGGAUUUCAAAUAUACAUCGUACAAUUCAUGUAAAACGCUUGUGA